This is a messenger RNA of Bacillus rossius redtenbacheri, 4035 nucleotides long. RefSeq names its product heme transporter FLVCR2-like. Gene Ontology annotation, cellular component: membrane. The coding region runs from base 501 to 1853 and encodes 450 amino acids. Gene Ontology annotation, molecular function: heme transmembrane transporter activity; heme binding. Gene Ontology annotation, biological process: transmembrane transport; heme export. The record is from RefSeq and is a predicted model, not a curated record. The transcript is spliced from 7 exons. NCBI's taxonomy places the organism in Eukaryota, Metazoa, Arthropoda, Insecta, Phasmatodea, Bacillidae.
UUAUGCGCCGGCUGUGAAGUGCCAGAAAACGGAGCUCCACUCGCGAGCAGACAACGAACCAACCGCUUCUCGCCGCGGUGUUUGGUUCGUACCGACUUGGCUGAGUUUGGGAUGUGUGGAGAAGGAAGAGAACUCUUAUUCGCCUAGGCCCAAAUGUUCUGAGUCAUCGACGAACAUUACAUUCCAGCUACCGAAGAGCGGUUGGUGGGUCUUGGCGAUUUGACGUCACAAACCAACGCUUUCGGUGUUAGGAUACCAAACCACUCCAGACUGACGUUUAUAGCUGUAAGUGGGUAAAGUAUCGUCUUGAAUCGAAUUGCCUUGGCUCGAGGGUUUUUUUGCUGCGUAAAAGUUGGAAGAAGAUAAUCUUCGACGUCCCGGUGCAUGUUGUUAUCGAGUGAGACGAUGGACGUGAAAGCCUGAGGACUUUACGAGAAGGAACAAUUCAUUCGGUCGGGACGGGAAACAACUAGGGGAUAACCUUCCAGGAGGGUUCAGCGAUGGAGAAGGUGGAGUACAAGGAGGUGCCAGGAUCGCACCCGGAGGACUCGGCGUCUCCGGACGUCGUCUCCAUCAGGGUGUACCCCAGGAGGUGGCUCAUCCUCGGGCUGUUCUCGGCUACCUGCCUGACGACGACCUUCCAGUGGGUGCAGUACACCAUCGUCGGCGACCUGGUGGCCCGCUACUACGGCGUCCCUCAGGCGCACGUGGAGUGGACGUCCUUGGUCUACAUGGUCUCCGUGUCGGUGCUGAUGGUCCCCGGCUGCUUCCUGCUCGACAAGAUGGGCAUGCGGUGGUGCAUGGAGAUGGGCGGGCUCCUGAUGGCCUGCGGAGCCUGCCUCAAGGUGGUCGCCGUGGACUCUGCGCGCUUCCCGCUGGCGCUGCUGGGGCAGACCAUGGUGGGCACCGCGCAGGUCUUCGUCCUCGGCGCCCCGGCGCGCGUCGCCGCCACGUGGUUCGGAGCCGACCAGUUGUCCACGGCCUGCGCCGUCGGCGUCUUCGGCAACCAGGUGGGGGCCGCGCUGGGCUUCCUGCUGCCGCCCGUGGUGGUGAGGUCACACGAGGACCCGGCCGCCAUCGGGCGGGACCUCAGGAGGAUGCUGGUCGCCACGGCGGCGGUGUCCACACUAGUGCUGGUGCUCAUCAUCCUCCUGUUCAAGGAGCGGCCGGAGCUGCCGCCCAGCCCCAUGCAGGCGCGGGAGCGCUCAGCGCCUGUGCCUGUCACCCUGAGGGACUUCUUCAGCGGCGUGGGCCGGCUGCUGGCCAACAGGAACUACCGCCUCGUGCUCGCCGCGUUCGGCCUCAGCGGCGGCGCGCUCAACGUCGUGGGCACGGUGCUCAACCCGGUGGUCCUGCUGCACUUCCCGAACGAGCAGCAGUUCGCUGGUAGAGUGGGGCUCGUGAUAAUCCUGUCGUCAUUGGUGGGCUGCAUUCUCUUCGGUGUGCUCAUGGACAAGACACACAAGUACAAGGAGAUAUCUUUGGGCGUUUACAUCCUGUCGGUGUUGGCCACCGCAGGAUUCUCUGUGGUGUUCUGGACAAAGAACGCCAUUCUUGUGUACUUAUCGGCAGGAUUGGUCGGGCUGUUCCUGUUCGGCUACGUGGCGGUGGCGCUGGAGCUGUGCGCCGAGGUGACGCACCCCGAGUCCGAGAGCACAGCGGGGGGGCUCGCCAUCGUCCCGGGCAACCUGCUGGGGGUGGCCAUGGCGGUGCUGUUCGCGCGGGCGCUGGAGCGGUGGGGGUACCUGCCGGCCGGCGCGCUAGUGACUGCCCUCCUCGCCCUGGGCGCGGUCUUCGCCGCGUGCCUGCGCAGGGACUACCGCCGCGUGGCCGCCAACACCGGCAAGGCCUAGGGGGCAGCCCCCCGACCUCUCUCACGUCCAGUUUCCUCUGUUCACGAGCAGUGGCGUAGCUAAGGUGACUGGCGCCCCUGGCCAGACUUUGUAAAUGGCUCCCCCCUCUUGGAUUAAACCAGAAGGGGGGGGGGGGGUGGUUCAGUAACCGCGAAACCGUCGCGGCAGCGCCCCCCCCCCCCUCCUCCGUUCCGGUGCCCCUGGCGGAGGCCAUCCUUGCCACCCGCAUGCUACGCCACUGUUCAUGAGAGAAUGUACAAUUUCUUUGGACACACGCAAUUGCAGUUUUGCUCUGUUCGUCAUGGAAAAAAAAGAAGGAAAAAAAAAUUCAAGAAAGCAUAAACUAAGAAAUAAAAAAAAAUGAAAACACGAUCCCACAGAGAACAACCCUAAAUCGGCUGACGUCAGACAGAUAAACCCAAAGACGAUCCUAAACAGGUGUUACGGACAGCACGACAGACGACAGCACAGACGAAACAUUCAAACUUAAAUUUCAUACAGCACAAGAAUGAAUUCAGUGGAAGGAAUUUAUUCAUGCAAACAGUAACAGUGAAUGCACACAGACAGCAAAACCUGGACAACACUGCAUAUAUAUGAACACAGUGAUGAAGAUAAACAGCUGUUAUGGACGAAUUAUUGAGAAACAUAUGCUUGUUUGUGUGUAUAUUAAUACAAUUUAUCCAAGAAAAUUGUCACAAAGAAAUAUUUAACAAAUGAAUCAUGUCUCCUCUAAUUGUUUUUUAUAUAGUAUAAAGUAUGUUUGUUACUGCAACCUAAAACCUAUACAAAACCUCAUAGUUAAAUUGUUUCCAUACCAAUAUAUUUUUAUGGUAAAUAGUAUAACAUAAAGUAUAACAUAAGGAUUCUUAUGUUUUUGAAUAUUUCAUGAUGCUCAAGAUUUUCAAAAUGGCACGGACCCAAAAACCUCAAAAAGAAUGUAUGACACAGGAUAUAGUAUAUAAAUGUAUCUAUAAACAAUAUAAAACAUGUAUGCUUGUAUAUUACAAAAAAUGCCAGCGCCAUAGUUUUCGUUCUCGUAUUUGGCAGCCAUUUGCAAGAGCAGCCAUCGCCUUAUUUGGCCGGGCCAAUCAAAAGGCGUGUUUUCUUCCGUGAUUCGUCUGCCGACCGAAGACAACUGAAAGAAACUCAACCAAUUACGGAACACAUAAAGCUGAUCUGGAAAGCUUUUUUUCGGAAAAAAAAGAAAGAAAAAAGUGCUCUUCCUGGACUGGGGUGCUGUCAUAGCUUAGAAACACAUAAUUUAGAAAAACACACAAAUUAGAAUUUUCUAAUUUAUGCCUGUUCUAAGUUGCGUGUUUCUAAGUUAUGAUGAUUCUAAGUUAUGAUAGUGCUGAAGUGCAUGUUGUUAAAUGAAAAUCUUCUGUGUUCAUCAGUGCUAUCGUCGUUGUGUUGGCCAUAAUGCUUGUUUAACUUCAUCGCUGUGUUCAUAUGUUUGCUGUGAUGUCCAGGUUUGUUGUCUGCCUGUAUUUAAUCUGUCUCGUCAUUGUUACCCCACUGUGUUCGUCUGUGUUAUAUUAUUUUUUCCAUGACUAAGUUCCUCAAGGAAUUCUUGUGCUGUAUAUUAUAUGUUGAACAUUUUUUGUUCGUGCUGUCGUCGUUCUGUUGUCCAUAAUACUUGUUUAGUGUCAUUGUUGGUUCCGUUUGUCCGACAUCAGCUGAUUGUCUUGUGUUUUGUAAAUUUUUGUCUUCAUUUCUUUAUUUAUCUAUGAUUUUCAGAAUUUUCCCAUGACAAACAGUGAAAAACUGCAACGGCGUAUGUCCAAAAAAACUGCAUUAAAUCAAAAUUUCCCAUUGCAUGAAUCAUUUAAAAGUUUUUAAUUUUCAUUUUGGAAUCCUAUUCACAUUGAGGAAGACUUUAACUUCAACAUACCUACAGUGUGGGACAAAAAGGUGCACUUAUUUUAUUUUAUUGGGACAAUUUUUUUAUCAAGUUCUGAAGAUCACAUCAGGAAGAUGGUGACCAUCAGCAGCGAACACAUACACCAAGAUCUUGUAUCUUUGAAGACAGCUGAGGAAGUUCUUGAGGUGUUUGCCAGAAAGCAUAAAAUAAAACUAUCCCUAAGACUAGAUUAAAUUUGUGUGUAAGAAUUAAACUGCUCUUGUAUAAUGUAUUGAUGUCUUUAUCAUUUUAUUAAACAUAUAAGUUUUAUAAAACUGUAAA